Molecule: messenger RNA, 1650 nt
Organism: Spizellomyces punctatus DAOM BR117
Lineage: Eukaryota; Fungi; Chytridiomycota; Chytridiomycetes; Spizellomycetales; Spizellomycetaceae
Exons: 2
Coding region: 283-1407 (374 amino acids)
Biological process (GO): tRNA wobble uridine modification
Cellular component (GO): cytoplasm; elongator holoenzyme complex; transcription elongation factor complex
Source: RefSeq, a predicted model, not a curated record
CUACCUCUAGGGUACUACUAGCAUGAGCUGCAUGUACAGGAAUACUCUUAAAAUUGGUAGAUACUCUUUUAAAACAUUGACUGGUUAGCGUCGAUCCAUUUCAUCAACUUGUUGGAAGCUGAACACAUCUCGAGAGGCCAGUAUCCCAAAGUACGUCUUGAGGUGACCAAGCACAGGAGGGGGCAGAAAGUUGAAAACAGCCAAGAUCUAUCCACGUGACCAACAAGUGUGCUCAAAAGGAUGCUGAACUUUUCUAUACCUGGUCAUUGAUAAAAUAACGACAUGUCCUCGUUCAAACGGCGCACGCCGACCGCAAGUCCCAUUAUUCCAGGCGUCCGUCUCUCCCCUCACACGGGAACUCACCAAACCUCAACGGGCAUUCCAAGUCUUGAUUCCCUUCUCGCAGGUGGUCUCCCACUCGGCACCGUCACCCUCCUCCAGGAAGACCAGUUCACUCGAUACGCACGACUAAUAGCCUCCUACUUUGUUGCGCAAGGCAUUGUUGCUGGCCAUGCGGUUUGUUUUGCAUCAGCUGAAGAGGGUAUUGAAGAAUUUAUGGGCGGGUUGAUGAGCGUUGUUGAAGGACCACAGCCAGUAGACGAAGAGGAGGCAGACACGCCGAAAACGGAAAGGGUGCUGGGUGGGUUAAGGGAUGUGGAUGGCGAUAGGAUGAGGAUCGCAUGGCGAUACCAGAAUUUGCCAAUAUUGAGUACGGACAAGCGAGGGGGCAGUAGCAUGGCGAAGACGCCAUAUUGUGCGAUAUUUGAUCUUACGAAACGCAUGGAUGAAGGAUUGCUGAAGGGAACAAAGAUGGCUUUUAUCGAUGUCUCUACUUGGAGUGCUGACGACGAAGAAGAUGCAGAGCAACAAGAUGCUUACGACAAACUUUACUGUCAAAUAGAGACUCUAAUCACACAAGGCGGCUUCAGGUUCUCACCCACAAACCCACCGCAAACAGCACUCCGGAUCUUCAUACAAUCACUGUCAUCACCCCUCUGGCCUACUCCAACGCACCACGCCCAACGUCUACACAGAUUCUUGCAUACCCUCCGUCCACUUCUUCGCGAAUCUGCUGCAGUAUGCCUAAUUACUCUCCCCACGCCGUUUCCAAUAGAGCUCGCCCCGCUCCAUCACACAUCGGAUGGUGUACUUAGCCUGACCUCCUUUGCAUCACAUCCGAGUGUGUACGAAAGUAUGUAUAAUGGUUUCCUCGACGUAAUCAAAGUUCCCCGUGUGGGGUGCCUUGGGCAGGUGGAUGAAGAGGUUGGGGCUUUAGGCUUUAGGGUGAGGAGAAAGAGAUUUGAGAUUGAGAGGGUUGGACUCCCACCAGAGGAGGAAGAGAAAGGACGAGGGGAGGUGAAAAAGGUAGGCUGUGGCAGCACAGGUAACAGUGUACUAGAUUUUUGAGCCCAACAGGCUGAGACGAUUAUCAGCCCCAUACGAGGGCUCGCCACAACAAGCAAGUGCAUCUAGCUCCGAUGGUGCACACCCAACCCCUCAAAUGUACAAUAGCAUGUUGAUAUGUCACAUAUAAAUAAAUUCUAAUAUCAAUCGACAGAAACACCUCUUGCCCGUAAAUCUGUCCUGGCGUUUUGAAUAUCCUAUCGGCCCAAAAGUCGUUCAGCGUCUAUCAAUCUGACUCAAGAAUGC